AUGGUGGGGCAGAGCCGGAUGCGCCGGCGAGGGUGGGCAGUGCGGUGCAGGGACGGGGGCACCGGGGCGGCCGACCACGGGGUUGGGGCGUUGGGGCCACCACCUCCGCUGUCGUCGUUUUCGCCGGUCUUUUUUCCUCUUCUCCUCCGCCAGCGCCGUGCUCGUGUCUUCCUCGCGUUCUCCUUCCUCUCUGAGCAUGUCUAUUUGCUAUUGAUGGUGCCUGAGGAGACCUUGCCAGAGUUCAUGUCCAAGGCAACUAGAACUUCUGUCAACUGGGUGCAAAUGGUUGGGAUGAAGAUGUACGAUAUGUUCCAGCUUCUCCCAGUCAAGAUUCAAAUUGGAGUUUUUCUCUGCUACCAUGUUUAUGCUUUGCAUUGUUUUCUGCCACUAUCCAUCAGUGUUUUCUUACGCUAUCUGUACUCAGAUGAUGGGACCUUCUACUUUGAUGAAAAACAUGUUGACAAUACUGAAUACAAGGGUCCUAUAACGACUUCUGCUUCAGUGAUCCCUGUUGAGAAAAUACUUGGCCUGGCAAAAUUCUUCCUUGGUAUUGGGCUCCCAGGUAGCGCAAAGGAUUGCUUUAAUCAGAUUGAGUCUUUGUCAUUCUUGGAGAACAAUAGGAUCUUCGUUCCGUUGAUACUGUCACUUCCUUCCAAAGUAUUUUCAUUGACUUCGAAAGAUCAGCUUAAGGAAGUAGCUCUUCCAGUACUGGAGCAAUUGCUGGUGGAGUGGUUGCUGGCGCAGCCUUGCUAUUUGUUGUUUCGGCUGCCGCCGGAGGCGCGCGGUGGCGACGAGGCGGCCUCCUGGCCUCGCCUUGCCAGGUUGCGCUGCAACUUGUGCGUGUUCUGGUGGCCGCGCAAGCGCCUACGAGCUGCAGAACUUCCUGGGGCAGUAGCAGCAGGCGAAGACCACAUGGAACCUGGGCGGCGACCACAGCGACGGGUGCAGCCCUGA
Miscanthus lutarioriparius is the source of this 954-nucleotide messenger RNA. The record is from the annotation of a GenBank genome assembly. Lineage: Eukaryota; Viridiplantae; Streptophyta; Magnoliopsida; Poales; Poaceae.